AUGCUGGCGAAGCUCGUCGCCGCGGACGAGGCCGAGGGCCAGUACUUCGGGCUCUCGGUGGUUGUGCGCGGCGACGGGGCUUGGGUCGUUGUGGGGGCCGAUGCCAUGGAACACGGGUCAUGGUCCUCGUACGUGUUCGACGGGGCCAGCGCGGCGCGCAAUUGGCGAAUCUCGUGGCCCUUCGGGUGCUCGGUGGCCGUUAACGCCGAUGAGGCCUGGGUGGUGGUUGGGUGCGAGCAUGGCACUGGCCUCAAGACUUCAAGCGGGUCGACGUACGUGUUUGACCUCCCUUGCCCAGACGCGCUGGCGGGAUAUAGUCGUGCGGUUGGUGCGACUUGA
Messenger RNA from Prorocentrum cordatum, 339 nucleotides. The record is from the annotation of a GenBank genome assembly. NCBI's taxonomy places the organism in Eukaryota, Dinophyceae, Prorocentrales, Prorocentraceae.